UAAACUCUUCAGCUCUGCGUGACUCCUGCCUGUGUCUCUCCUCCCACCCGGUGGACGGUCAGACGUUAACAGCCUCCCAUCAGUCGUCGUCAGCCAUGUUGUUGGUGUGACACACUGAGCUGUCAGCAACAGGUCCUCUGAGUAACAACGCCGCUAAACUUUGACAUUUCCUCAACUAAUACUGCUCUCCUUGGAUAAUAAACCCAUAAAGUGUGUCCGGGAAACCGUCCAGAAGUGGUGGAGGAUCACUUUUGCAUCGCCGGAAGCUCGGAAGUUGAUGUUUUUUGGUCAUUGGGGUGAGAGAGAUGGCUGCGAGCAGUAGCUGAGGACGCCACCGGGAGUUCCCCCUCUCUGCCUCUGCCACCUGCAAAUAUGAAUGGUAGUCCAAGUAUAUGGGCGGUCACUCCAGAGGAGAGGGUCAAACAUGAUCAGAAGUUUGACACCCUCUCCCCAUCAAUGGGCUAUGUCUCAGGGGAACAGGCUAGGAAGUUUUUCCUCCAGUCGGGGCUGCCUGCAUCAGUUUUGGCUGAGAUUUGGUCUCUGGCUGACAUGAAUAAAGAUGGGAAGAUGGACAGGUUGGAGUUUUCCAUCGCUAUGAAGCUCAUAAAGCUAAAACUCCAGGGUACACAGCUUCCCUCAUUACUGCCAGUCAUCAUGAAGCAGCCUCCAGUGCCUGCUCCCAGCCUCAGUAACCCAACCUCAUCCUUGAGCAACCCAGCCUAUGGUAUGGCUUCUGUGCCUAACAUGUCCAUGAUGCCCGGGACAAACCUCACCAUGUUGACCCCUAUCUCUAUGGCAACCUCUGGACUCUCAUCCUUGACACCAAUGACAGGCCUUACCCCUUUGGUUCCUACAGCAACAGGCAUGAGCCCUCUAAUGGUCUCCACUCUCCCAAACGGCUCCAUUUACCAACCAAUUCCAGCCGGAUUGGCCACUGGCCUACCUCUCUCUGCAUCCCCCUACUCUACGCUCGGACGUUCUUCUUCUCCUGCUGGAAUGAACAAAGCCUCUUCGCUGCUGGACCUAGCAUCCACCAGCUCCGCUUCCUCGUCCCCCUCUGUGAUGUCCCCCAUGGUCACUGCUCCCAGCGACUGGGCUGUGCCACACGCCUCCAGACUUAAAUAUAGACAGCAGUUCAACAGCUUGGACAAACAAAUGACAGGAUACCUCACUGGUCAGCAGGUGAGAGGUGCCAUGGCGACCACGAUGCUGACUCAGACACAGCUGGCUUCCAUCUGGACUUUAGCUGAUGUGGAUAAAGAUGGCAAGCUAAAAGCUGAGGAGUUUAUUCUGGCAAUGCAUCUGGUGGACAUGGCAAAGAUGGGACAACCACUGCCGCUGACACUGCCAACUGAACUGGUACCACCCUCACUAAGGACUGCAGUGAAUGGAUCCAGCUCUUCUUCCUAUGCUGCGCUAAUUGAUGACUUGGACAUAGAACCUCCACAGAAAGCCAAAACCAACAUGACGUUUGAGGAUAAAUUCAAAGCUAAUCUGGAGCGAGGGAACGCAGAACUGGAGAAAAGACGACAGGCACUGCUGGAGGCGGAGAGGAGAGAGAGGGAGCGGCAAGCUCAGAAGGAGAGAGAGGAGCGAGAGAAGAGAGAGAGGGAGGCUCGGGAGGCCGAGGAGAGGAGGAGGAAAGAGGAGGAGAGGAGGCUGGAGCGACAGAGGGAGCUGGAGAGGCAGAAGGAAGAGGAGCGACAGAAAGAGAUCGAGAGAAAAGAGGCUGCACAGCGGGAACUGGAGCGUCAGAGGAAGGAGGAGUGGGAGAGGAGGCGGCGAGGAGAGCUCCAGAUAAAGAGGGAGCAGGAGCAGGAUGAUAUCAUCAGAUUGAAAGCAAAGAAAAGGAGUCUUGAGAUGGAGCUGGAGGCCGUGGGAGACAAGCAUCGUCAGAUCUCAGACCGACUACGGGACUUUCAGAAUAAGAAAAAGCAUCAGAAGACUGAGCUGGAUCUGACCAAACACAGGAAAGAGACACGCCAGCAGGACAUUAACAACUUGCAGAAUCAGCUAGAGGAGUUCCAGAGGAAGUUGUCCCAGCUGACUCCGGAGCAGAAGAGACUGACGGACAAACUCAGAAACAUGUCACUGAAUAACCUGCCUGUGUCAACCAUGUCCACCCUGAAGGUGGCAGUUACAGAGAAAAAAGGGACAUGUGUUAAACUGCAAGAGCAGCUGGAAGCUCUGGAGAAAGAGACCGCUGCCAAACUGUCUGAGAUGGACCAGUACAACAAAGAUAUGCAGGAACUAAGAGAGAGUCAGAAAAAACAGCAGGCAGCACUCGAAAAACUACGGAGCAUCAAAGAGGACAAACGACGUGAGCUGAGUCGAAGGAAGAAGGAGGAAGAGGAGAGGAGGAGGAGGGAAGAGGAGAGGAAACGACAGGAAGAGGAGAGGAGGCGGAGAGAGGAAGAGGAGGCUCAGAGGCGUAUUAAGAUGGAAAAAGAGCGCCAGUGGCAGGAGAAGCUGAAGAGGGAGGAAGAGGAGCAUCAGAGAAGGCUUAAGGAGGAGAAGGAGGCGAAACAAAAGGAGGAGGAGGAGAGAGAGAGCAGAGCCACUCAACACAGGAAAUCGGCGGCUCUCACAUCCUUCAAAGCUCUCUACCCGUUCACUGCCCGAAACAACGAAGAGCUCACCUUCAAUGCAGAUGACAUCAUUGAGGUUGAUGAGACGACAGAGCGGGAGGAGGGUUGGUUGUACGGCAGCAGACAGGGGAAGAUGGGCUGGUUCCCAGAGAGCUACGUCGAGAGAUUGGCCCCAUCAGACACAGCUAAAAACACUCCUGCUGUUGCUGCUGCUCCUAAAGUGCCGCUCCAGUCACAGCUUUCCAAUGCCCUUGAUGCUGCCAAGGCAGCAGGGACAAAGUCUGCCUUUACGCCAACGCACUCUCCACACCCUGCACCCUCUGAGACACAGGGACAGAAGGUCGUGGGUAACCUUUUGGCCCAGGCCCUGUGCUCAUGGACAGCGAAGACAGACAGCCAUCUGAACUUCAAUAAGGACGAUGUCAUUCAGGUGUUGGAGCAGCAGGAGAACUGGUGGCUGGGAGAGCUGAACAAUGAACGAGGCUGGUUCCCCAAAACAUACGUGACACUGCUGGGAGAAGAAGAGAGUUCAGACGUGAAGAGCUCCACUUCUGACGCUUUGGAGUCUGGUGACAGCUUGCAGCUUGAAGAAUACACAGCGUUGUACACCUAUGAGUCUCCGGAGCCUGGUGAUCUGACAUUUAGAGAGGGAGAUGUGAUCCUGGUGAGCAAGAGAGAGGGAGAGUGGUGGCAAGGCUCUAUAGGCGACAACAGUGGUGUUUUCCCCAGCAACUACGUCAAACCCAAAGAGACAGAUACAUCAAGUAUAUCUGGAAAGAAGAAGCCGGAGAUUGCCCAAGUGAUUAGGGCCCACCCCUCCACGGGCCCUGAACAGCUUAAUCUGGAAAAUGGCCAACUCAUCCUCAUCCUCGGCAAGAACGCCUCCGGCUGGUGGCUGGGAGAACUGCAGGCCCGAGGCAAAAAGCGUCAGAAGGGCUGGUUUCCUGCCGCUAAUGUCAAAAUAUUGGGAUCCAACAGCGGCAAGUCCACGCCAGCACACCAACCAGUCUGUCAGGUGAUCGCCAUAUAUGACUACACAGCCGCCAAUGGGGACGAGAUGAGCUUCUCCAAAGGUCAGCUGAUCAACGUUUUGGACAAGAAUGACCCUGACUGGUGGAAAGGAGAGAUCAACGGGGCCACUGGUCUGUUCCCCACCAAUUAUGUUCAGAUGACGACAGCAGAUUGUGACCCCAGCCAGCAGUGGUGUGCAGACCUGAACAGCCUGGACACAAUGAGCACCCAGGAGAAGAAGAGACAGGGUUACAUUCAUGAGCUGAUCCAGACUGAGGAGAGAUACACAGAGGACUUGCAGAUAGUGCUGGAGGUUUUCCAUAAACCCAUGCUAGAGUCAGGUCGGCUCAGCGAUGCAGAGAUGGCCAUGAUCUUCGUAAACUGGAAAGAACUUCUAGUCUGCAACUCUAAACUUCUCAAGGCACUUCGUGUGCGUAAGAAGAUGGGCGGGGAGAACAUGCCGGUGCAGAUGAUCGGAGAUAUCCUGUCUGCAGAGCUGUCCCACAUGCUGCCCUACAUCCGCUUCUGUUCCUGCCAGAUUAACGGGGCAACGCUGCUUCAGACACGCAUUGACAACGAGCCGAACUUCAAGGACUUCCUCAAGAAAAUUGCCACAGACUACAGGUGUAAAGGCAUGCCGCUGUCCAGCUUCCUGCUGAAACCCAUGCAGAGGAUCACACGCUACCCACUGCACAUCAAAAACAUCCUGGAGUGCACCGCAGAGGGCCACGCUGACAGAGGUCCUCUGAAAGAGGCUCUAGAAAGGGCGGAGGAACUCUGUCAACAGGUAAACGAGGGCGUGAGAGAGAAGGAGAACUCUGACAGACUGGAGUGGAUUCAGAACCACGUACAGUGUGAUGGCCCUGCAGAGAACCUGGUGUUUAACUCUCUUACCAACUGUCUGGGCCCCAGGAAACUGCUCCACAGCGGCAAAAUGCACAAGGUAAAGAGCAACAAGGAGCUCUGGGCUUUCCUCUACGACUUUCUGCUUUUGACAACACACGGUAAACAGUACUCCUCUGGGCCUGAUAAACUGUUCAGCAACAAGAACAACGUACAGCUCAAGAUGUACAAGCCGCCUGUGCUGCUUAAUGAAGUGUUGGUGAAGCUGCCGGAUCCUUCCAGCGACGAGCCCACCUUCCACAUUUCACACAUCGAUAGAGUCUACGUACUCAGAACGGACAACAUCAAUGAACGGACGGCCUGGGUUCAGAAGAUCAAGGCUGCGUCUGAAGAAUUUAUUGAGACGGAAAAGAAGAAAAGGGAAAAGGCCUAUCAAGCACGAUCAGUGAAGGCGAGUGGAAUCGGCAGACUUCUUGUCACCAUCUUAGAGGCGACUGAACUCAAGGCAGCCAAACCUAAUGGUAAAAGUAACCCCUAUUGUGAAGUGACCAUGGGAGCUCAGAUAUUCACGUCCAGAACGCUCAACGACACUCUGAACCCCAAGUGGAACUUCAACUGUCAGUUCCACAUCAAAGAUCUUUACCAGGACGUCCUGUGCAUCACCAUCUUUGAAAGAGACCAGUUUUCACCCGAUGACUUUCUGGGUCGUACAGAGGUUCCCGUGGCAACCAUAAAGAAAGAGUUGGAAAACAAGGGACCAGUAACACGCCGCCUGCUGCUGCACGAGGUUCCUACAGGGGAAGUGUGGGUCCGCCUCGACCUGCAGCUCUUUGGCAAUAAAUAGACAAAUAGGAUGAAGUGACAUAAAAACAGAGUC
This is a messenger RNA of Plectropomus leopardus (leopard coralgrouper), 5319 nucleotides long. Lineage: Eukaryota; Metazoa; Chordata; Actinopteri; Perciformes; Serranidae. The record is from RefSeq and is a predicted model, not a curated record.